CUCUUUCUCUCCUUCUUUCUCUCUCUCUAUCUUCCCUCACGCUUAUGUAAACUUCCGUUUCUAAUAACCAACCUAGAAGAAAACAUUAAUCAACUCGCUUAACAUCAAAUGGUGAUUGUUCAAGUCCACUGGUUAUUAACAGUCAGACAAAACUUGCUGAAGCAGAUUUUCGGUGUUUGGAAGCCUUUCUUGUCACCAACCCUUACCUCAAGAGAUGGUACAGCAGUUGGUGCAGCUAUGCUAGGCAAGGAGAUUCUGUACCUGUAUUUUCCAGGUGUUGUGAUUGAUCUCAAAGCACUUCAGUCUUAGUAAAUACUCUAAUAAAUAUCAUUGUAACUAUUGUUGUCGUUCAUAUUGGUUUCAGUGCCAAAUAUGGCCCUUCUGUCAUUCGGUAUAAUCACGGACAUUCAGUAUGCGGACAGAGAAGACGGCUACGACUUCUUCAAAAUCCAGAAACGGUAUUUUCGUGCCUCGUUGGAACAGACAAACAAAGCUAUCGACCACUGGAUGCAGUCCGACAACGAGGUGUCAUUUAUCCUACAGCUUGGUGACCUCUUGGAUGGCUACAACAAACGGAACAACCAAAGAGAUAGUGCUUUAGCAUGCAUGAAAAAAGCAUUUUCUAAAUUCCCCAGAAAUAUCUAUCAUGUUUGGGGAAAUCAUGAAUUCUAUAAUUUUACCCAUGAAGAACUUCUCAACUCUAUACUGAACAGUUCUUUAAAUAAGAAUUGUGAAAAUAUUCCUGGUAGAGGCUAUUAUUCUUUCACACCACACAAGUCCUUGAAAUUCCUUAUCCUUGAUUGUUAUGCUGUCAAUGUGAUUGACAAGAUGAGUCUAAAUUACCAAGAGGCAAAGGAAAUAUUUAAAGUGAACCCAAACAAAGACAUCAAUAGUUCAGAUGGUCUUGAUGAUUCCACGUGCAUGGUUGUUGCAUAUAAUGGUGCCAUCGGAAAAGCCCAGAUGGAAUGGAUAUCUGCAUCUCUGCAACAGGCUGAAAAACUGCAUCAAAACGUUGUGAUCUGUGGCCACUGUCCAGUUUACAUCAAAUCUUGCAACAUUAAAAGCCUCUGCUGGGAUUACGCUGCCAUCCUCAAGUUGAUCUCCAGCUACAACUGCGUACUGGCUUAUUUUGCCGGACACGAGCACCAGGGCGGCUUUGCCAUCGAUCCUAAAGGUAUCUACCACAUCACAUUCCCUGGAGUUAUCGAAACCUCACCGGACACUAGUUGCUUUGCCACAGUCGAAUUACACCCACGCACAUUACAGGUAUGGGGUCAAGGCAAAAUCCAGAACUAUUCUAUACCUCUUCGAUAUGAAGUUAAAACAUAGCUCCUCUCCCCACCACCUCCCUACCUCCCCCCUACUCUCAAAUAGCAAAAAUGUACAGACUAAUAAAGAUUUAUUUAAAAGUUCUUUCCAAUACAUUCCAUGCA
This is a messenger RNA of Octopus sinensis (East Asian common octopus), 1433 nucleotides long. Its product is annotated as manganese-dependent ADP-ribose/CDP-alcohol diphosphatase-like. Bases 373 to 1329 code for a protein of 318 amino acids. The transcript is spliced from 4 exons. The record is from RefSeq and is a predicted model, not a curated record. Gene Ontology annotation, molecular function: 2',3'-cyclic-nucleotide 2'-phosphodiesterase activity; manganese ion binding; CDP-glycerol diphosphatase activity. NCBI's taxonomy places the organism in Eukaryota, Metazoa, Mollusca, Cephalopoda, Octopoda, Octopodidae.